This is a messenger RNA of Prorocentrum cordatum, 844 nucleotides long. The record is from the annotation of a GenBank genome assembly. NCBI's taxonomy places the organism in Eukaryota, Dinophyceae, Prorocentrales, Prorocentraceae.
GAGCGCCGACGGCAGCACGGAGGCCAAGACACGGGGCACGCCGAUCAGCGAGGCCAUGGUGGACACCGCGAUCCACCUCUGCAUGCGCUCUUCACGCCUUGAGGAGACAUUUUUUUGGGAGUGGCCCGAGAAGGGCAGUUUAUGGGAGGACGGCAGAGUUCAACUUCGAUGUGGUGUUGCAGAGCAUGUUAUUCCCACUCGCGCUGGUGGCGCGGCCGCCGAGUCGAGCGUCGACGGGGAAAAGAACGAACUUUCCACGAAUGAGUGCUUGAGGAUCGUGACCGCGCACGCCCGCGUGUCGAGAGCAUUGGAUCUCCUGGGGGCUCCGCUGGACGACGUCAACGUUGCGAUAGCCGCAUCUCUGUGGAGGGCGCUGACGCUGGUGACGAACAAGCAGCGCGUGUGUUGCGUGAGGGAGCGCCGCGGGCCUGCUGCGAAGUCCGAGGGGGCGAAGUCCCAGGGGGCGCUCGAUGCCGUCUGGGAGGAGCUGGGCGCCCGCCGGGACCGAGGCAUUUGGGACUUGGAGUCGGCGGUGGUCGGCAGAGUGUUCAUGAUUCUCGGCGUGAAGAACUCGGAGCUCAGCUUGGAGCAUACGCGGUGCCGGGCACGGACAGCAUUCCACGGGAACAACGUGAAACUUAGAAGCGGCCGUGCCCCCUACGAGGUGUUCGAGGAGAUUUCAAACGCACCAGCGUCGCUGACGGUGGCACGGUGCGCCCUGGCCGUCGCCAUCCUCAAGGGCAUGGUCGUCGCGUGCAGGGACGCGUACCAGGUCUAUUUGCAGACGCGUUGCGACACUGAGAGGGAGCCCGUCACGUUGAUCGAGCUGCCAAGGGAGUGGUGA